UUUUCUCUUAAACUGACUUGGAGUUUUUUUGGUCUGAGCUCCAUUUGUCACCACAUAAUAUGUCACCUUUACAAAUAACUAUGUCCGUUGCGUCAGCCGAGGUCGUUAAAAAGCAGAUGUUCUUGAAUAUAUAAAGUCCAAACAAAAUGAGUUUGAUCUUGACGACGAGGAUAUAAAUAUAAUUAUAUAAUUGAGAAAAAUAAGGUCGCUGGUCAAGUCUUUAUUACUUUGACAGAAGAAAAGCUUUUAGCCCCUCCGUAUAACCUUCUCGGCGGACCAGCUGGAGCAAUAGAACUUUUGAUCAAGGAACUUAUUUGCAAAGUGCAGGAAAAGUCAGAAAAAAGAAGUUUUCAAGAAAAAAAUGAUUUACAAACCGCCGAAGCUACAUAUGCUAAUGAACCUCAAAAUCAUAUAUCAACUUCCGAAGAAAGUUUUCAAGAAAUUAAUUUACAACCCGUUGAAGCUACAAACUCUCAAAAUCCUAUCAACUUCCGAAGAAAGUUUUCAAGAAAUUAAUUUACAACCCGCUGUAGCUACAAACUCUCAAAAUCCUAUACGAUUUCUGAGUUCUAAAAUUAACAUUCACUUACCAGAAAAUGCUUCUCAGAAGCUCCGUUACUAUGAACUUUGGAACAAACACUACAGUAAAUGGCCAAGCCUCAACGAGUUUACAAAUCACUUACACAAUGUCAGCAAAGGUCAUGCACAUAGUUCGUUUAAAAGAGAGAUAGCUGUUUUAAAAAAGCUGUUUGCGGAGGAACAUCCCGCUCAGUUACGUCUUGCACAUCUGGAGGGCCAACUAAAGAUGAAACAGAUGCCACGAAUUUUAAUGAAGGUUCAAAGAAGAAAAAUAGCAAAAGUAUCCAAAAUGUUCACCAAGCAAGUUGUUGUGAAAAAUGAACUGGAAAUCCUGUCCGCAAAGCAAGAGGCUAUGAAAAAAGAAUUGGAAAUCUUGUCCACUAAGAAAGAUGCUGUGAAAAAGGAACUGGAAGUUGCACAGGAUUCUGUAAUUCUCGGUGCGUAUCACCGUAUCAAUGAUCAUUAUAAUAACUACCACAAAGCCAGUACAUUAUUGCUUAAGCGUAAACUGUUUGAAAAUGGUAAUGAUACGGAUGUUAAAUUGUCCAAAAAAAACCGCGAAUCAUGAACCGAAAUUAACCUAGUUUUUUUUUAGUUUUUUAUUUUUAUCAUGUAUUGUUUUCGUGUUCUUUCAAUUUAUUAUAAAAAAUAAAGUUUUCACUAGCAAGUUUUUGAAGCAAAUCAAGCGCGAUGUGAACUAGAAAAUUUAUAAACUUUUUAAUAACAUUUGUGGGGUGAGAAUAAUUCGAUGGGACAAUUGACACAACGGGUAAAUAUUUCCGCGAAAAAAUAAAAAUGUUUAUAUGCCGGUCUCGUAUACAUAA
This is a messenger RNA of Rhizophagus irregularis DAOM 181602=DAOM 197198, 1403 nucleotides long. The record is from RefSeq and is a predicted model, not a curated record. Lineage: Eukaryota; Fungi; Glomeromycota; Glomeromycetes; Glomerales; Glomeraceae.